GCCUCUCCGCCUCCGUUUAAUUUUUUAUAAUUGGAAAUUUGGCAGUUCGUCAAUGCGGAUGUACAUAUAUAUGUAGUUUACGUUUAGGCCUAUGACAUGGACGAGGGAUGGAAGAAAGACCUUUCUACAAAUUUCAGUAUUAUUGUUAAACAUGUUGAUGACCCUGAUGCUGUAGCGGAAUAUCUCCAUUAUGACUGUAACCCCCCGGUGUUUACUGAAGAAGAUGUGCAAUGGAUGAAGGCUCUUGAUGAGUCUACCAAAAACAAAACAAGAAAGUUACUCCAUAAGCUGACGUUCAAGCCAAAUUAUCCGCUUGUUGCACUUUAUAAUGCUUUUAAAGAAAGUGGAAAUACAGCAUUAAGGAAAUGCUUGGUGCCACAUGUGGAGAGCUACUACAAGGCACAGAAAAAGGACAUCAGCAAACCCAUCCCUGACAACAAAUUACCUAUGACGGACCAAACCUGGAAAGAAUUCCACCAAGUAGAUGCUGUCACAUGUCAGAUCGAUUCAGCUGGCUUAUUGAAGACCUAUGAGGACACAAACCAUAACUAUAAGAUGACGAAGGAAACAAGAGGGAGAGCUGUGAUAAUAAACAAUGCCAAUUUUGAAGAGCAGAAAAAAAGAAGGCAUGGUUCUGAGAAAGAUGUAGAACUUCUCAAAAAAACACUCACACAGCUACACUUCGAUGUUAAAGUUUAUGAGGACUUGACUGCUGUGGAUAUAAGGAAAACACUCAGUGAAGAAAGCCAAUCUGAUGACCUCAAGUCUGCGGAGUGCUUUAUCCUGGUCGUGAUGAGUCAUGGGGUUAUUAGUGGCAUAAAUGGCACGAAAGAUGAAGUUGUCAAAUUUGACGAAUUUGCAAAAAUUUUCAACCCUACAAAAUGUACAGCACUCAAGGACAAGCCAAAGCUCUUCUUCUUCCAGUCAUGUCGGCAAAAAGGAGAACAAGGAAUGGACACUUCCAUGGAGCAGAGAGGGAGAAUUCAAGGAGUGGAGAAUAACAAGGAUUUCUUGUUUUCUUUCGCCACAGUAGAGGGGUUUCAAUCUAUGUGUUUUGAUGAUACUGGAGCCUGGUUUAUCCAGGCAUUGUGCUGGGUCCUCAAAUAUGAUGCACAUAGACUACACAUAUUGGAUAUGCUCACCAAAGUAAAUGCCUUGGUGUCUGGUAUGGAAGAGGAAGGAAAGAGUUGUUAUUUUGUACCAGAAUGUAGGGGAAGUCUGGUGAAAAAUGUCUACUUCUUUCCUGGUGUGCGUGGAGAACCGAGCAGUCCAUUGAAAAAUGAGAAAAAUGGAGCAGUACUGUAAUAGAGACUAGAAAAAAAUCUUGGACAUAUAAAAUAAAACCCAGCUUGGUUGGAAAAACUUUAAAGUUCAUUACCCACCCCCCUAUCAGAAAUUGAAGGUUUUUAUAUUAUUUUCUUUUGUUUUUGUGUCCCUCCAUGCAUGCCUGCUGACUGUGGUUUCUGAAGUACAUCUCAGCCACUGUUUCUGAAAUGGGAAGCAAGCAUGGCCAGUACAUCAUGGAAUAGCAGUGUGUCACAUCCUAAAAUUAAUUUGACCUCAAUUUGACUUGGACCUAAACUACUUAAAUAAUGGUUUCUGGAGCAUAUGUCGGCAGCUGGUUCAUUAAUAGGAAUUUGUGUUUAUAGGUGUAUCAUGGGAAGGCAGUGUGUGGUUUCCUCGAAAGGAGGUCACUGGGACCUCAAUUUGACCUGCAUAUACAUAUUUAUGACCUUGACUUAAGUAUAAAAAAUAAUGGUUUCUGCAGUACAUCUGAGCCCAUGUUUUAUGAAUGGGAAUCAAUCUUUGUAAAUAGGUUUAUUCUGGGAAGGACUUGUGUUUCAUCCUAUAACAAGGUAUCUGAGCGUUCAGACCUAUGACCUUGACCUGAAGUACUAAAUACUGGCUUCUGGAGCUUAUCUGUGCAACUGUUUUGUGAAUGGCCAUCAAACUUGGUAACAGAUACAUCCUGGAAAGGAGUUUUGUUUCUUCCUCUAACCGAGACCUCAUCAGUCUGACCUUUGACAUUGACCUUAAGUACUAAAAAUUGGCUUCUCAGAGCUCAUCUCUACCACUGUUUUGUGAAUGGCCAUUACACUUUCUAUAUAGGUAAAUCAUGGGAAAGCAGUGUGUUGCAUCCUAAAAUGAGGUCUUUGUGACCUACAAUUGACCUUUUAUCUUUGAACUCAAGUACUUAAACACAGUGUAUAACAAGUUUCAGAAGCAUAUACAUCUAGACUACCAUGUUAUGUAGGUACCAGAAUUAAUGUGCAUGUACUUUUUAUAAUCAAGGAAUAUGUCAGGUAAUGCAAUUGAUUCAGUUCAAUCUCAAUAUGGCCCCAGGUUUAAAAUACAGUGUAGGCCUAGGUCUACAUUGGCUACCAUUUUAUGUAUGGAUAUCAGAUUUGAUGUAAUAAGGUCGGGUGGUAACAGUGUGGUGUAAUUAAAUGAGGUUUAUGAGGUCAACAUCCAACUUUUUAACCUUGACCUCAAGUACAUGUACCUAACACUAUUCAUAUAUAUAGCUGCAGGGAGCAGAGGUCAACAGGGAACCUCUGCUUGUGUUAAAUCUGGUUUAUCUUAAAGCCUUUAAGUUUUGAUAUUCAGCCUCAACAAUUUCGGGACUUUCUCAUUGAUACCACUUCAUUUAUUAAAUAAGUGGGAAAUUAUGGAUUGAAAAAACCUGAAUUGUCACCUUGACCUUUGACCUCUAAUGUUUACAAGCUUUUUCCAUUAUGAUAUUACAGAACAACUUAAAUAUGUGUAGUAAUACCCAAUUAAUUAUACUUUUAAAGCAAAUGAAUGUUUACUUAAAAUUCCACCUAAGCGAUCUUUUAACUUUCACGGCUGACCUUCAGCUUUUGCAGUUUUGAUAUAUCUUUUUUGGCAGUUACUGCAAUAUAUAUAACAACUUUCAUAAAUAUUUAAGGUUAGGGUUUGUAACCAUCUUUGACCUUGACAUUUGAUCGACCCUUAUCAUUUGAUGUCUCCUGAUACCAUUUGUGACAUAUAGCAGGAUACUUGUAAUAUGUGCGGCGAUAUCAAUCUUCUUUUAUUUACACUCAAAAGGCGAGUGCACUAUGAACUGUGUCACCUGACCAUCCAUAAUAUUCUUUAAUGUCUGACCACAAAAUAGGAAUCAAUAAUCAUCAAAUUGAUUUAAAAUUCAACUUUAUUGGAACUAAAAGUUGUAUGGAAUAAAAAUAAUGUUCAACAAAAGAAAAACAAUAACAAAUGGUACAUGGUAAUGCGUAGAGUCAAUUUUAAUAUGCUAUGGCAAUAUUUCAGAAUUCGAUAUCUCAAAAAGAACUGGCGUCCCAUAAAACAAAACUGCCAUCUCAUUAAAACCAUGCAAUAACAAGUGUUUAUAACACAUAUAUCAAAAAGGAAAAUAAAAACCCAUGCAUCAGUUUUCGUUUCAAAAUCAUACAAGAUGCAUGUGGAUUUCAAAGGCAGUUUUUAUUUUGUCAUUUGUUGUCUAAUGUCCCACACUUAUGACGACAGGUACCUAGGGAGCUACUGCCAAAAUUACAGCUUACAGAGUUUCCUCUGGCCCUGACAUCAGACUUAGAAAUUUUGACAGACAGAUCUCUGGUGUGGGGCAAGAGCCCCCUGCUACAUGAAAACGUGGAGUUCAACGUUAACGUGACCUACAAAUUUGAACGAUUGAAAACCGAAGACUACUGACGGAAUUGAGCAGCUGUUGGUGAUAAUAAGAGCAGACUUUCAUCAAUAAAUAGUCCAUUUGUCGAUAUAUGUGAGGUAUGUGUUGUGUCAUAGUCGAUUUUUGCUGUCAGCACCUCAAAACUGCACGACACCAAACAGUGUCGGAAAAUUCCACGUUUUCAUAUAGCAGUGCGCUCUGGCCCCACACCAGACAUCUAUAUGUCAAAAAGUCUUAGUCUGGUGUACAUGUCAAGGCCAAAGGAAGCUCCGGCUACCAAAAUACAAAGUAGGGUAGUUGGAAGUAAAGAUACAGCUACCAAGUGUUGGAAUUUGGGAAGCAGAUCAAUGUUGGUGUCCUCUAUGUCCUUUAACUUAUUCACCCCUGAAAUUUCAUAAUGAACUAUUCCAACCAUUGAAUUGGAUGAGUUCAAAUGUGUCUUCAGGGGUGAAUGAGUUAAACAGAUCAGUAAGAAAACAUUGACUCUGCGUGUGGACCCACUGUGCAAAGGUGUCAACCUCUGAAACCUCCAAUGAGAGAGAUCUCCCUCCUACCACAUUUCAAAUGAGGGAGAAAGAGCGUGAAACGCGACUAAUACUGCUUUGCUCUAUCCAUCUUUCCCUUUUUAUACGUCAAAAUAAUUCCGAAAAACAUUGAUAUGAUUCAGACACAACUGUUAUAUGAUAAUUACACACAUCCUGCAGUAACUAGGAGAUCAUAUGACCACAGGAUGUAGAUUUCGAGUUUGUGUGAGUUUGGACUUGAAUGAGGAAGUUUCAUGGGAGAUUGGUAACUUUUGGUCAAAAUAAUAGAGUCUUCUCCCUAAUGAUGGAGAGUUAACAGCGAUGGCUGUGCCACAAUAACCGUUUCUUCACAAAUGCAAUGGGAUAAGCAGGUCUUUAUUUCACAUUGAGGGGGGGGGGGGGGGAUAUUCAACCCAUGAGAGAAGAACUAACUUACUCAUUAAGAUAUCAAAUAUGUUCUGUUUAUUUCAUACAAAGAUAUUGGCUUCCACGAACAAAUACACUAUCUCUCCAAAACUGUGUUGCCAACUUGUGUUGCAUGUCAAUGGAUGAUGCUCAUAGUUUGUUAUGUUCUGCAGUGAAUUCCCGCCAAUAUUACCAAAUAUUUUGAUGUGUUUUGUUUAUGACCUUGAAUGCGUGAUUUUUAGCCAUCGUGAUAUUGCAUGGAAGACAAUAGAAAUAAAGUCAAGAUUGUAUCAUUUCAGACAUAAACGUGUUUAAAAAACAUGUUUUUCUUGAAUAUUCACAUGUAUUUUCAGUGUUUCCAUUUGAAAUGAGAUUUUAUCAAACCAGUUCUCCAGUUAUCAGAUCAGUAUACAGAAUGUAGGUGGUCAAUGACUUUUUAAAGUUUCAUAGAAACUGUUUGUCUUUGCUUUUAGUUUUUAAACAAUUACUAACGAAUGACAUUUUUUUAAUAAACUUACACCA
Molecule: messenger RNA, 5115 nt
Organism: Mizuhopecten yessoensis (Yesso scallop)
Lineage: Eukaryota; Metazoa; Mollusca; Bivalvia; Pectinida; Pectinidae
Product: caspase-3-like
Exons: 9
Coding region: 97-1305 (402 amino acids)
Biological process (GO): proteolysis
Molecular function (GO): cysteine-type endopeptidase activity
Source: RefSeq, a predicted model, not a curated record